AUGGAAUCAAUUGAUGAUGUUCUUAAGCUUUCUCAAGUAUACAGCCAAAAGGUGUCUGAACCAGGAGUUGUUCUUGUUGAGUUUGUCUUCUCAAUUUUAUGGCAGUUACUUGAAGCAUCUUUAGAUGAUGAAAGGUUAUUAGAUCAUAUUCCAGAGAUUAAGCCAAGAUGGCUAAGCAAAUCAGAUGAUAUGGAUAUUGAUGAGCCUGUCAGCAACAAUAAAAUGGAUACCCAGCAGAAGGAGAGGUUGCAGAGGGGAAAUACAACGUUGGCUAUUGAGAUCAUUGUAGAAUUUUUGCAGAAUAAAAUGACAUCAAGGCUUCUUUCCUUAGUUCAUCGAAACAUGCCAUUACACUGGGGAUAUUUCAAUUACCAAAUGCAGCUGCUUGCAUCAAACUCUUCAAUUUUGAGGAAUUCGAAACAUAAUGCAGACACCCUUUUAUCUUUGAUGGAAAAUAUCCGCAGCAAUACAAAAUUUAAGCUGGAGUCUAUUGUAGGCAUACCUUCUGGUUCUCAAAUAUCUUUUGCUGGUCAAUCUUAUGGUAGUAGUUGGUCUUCAUUCUGGCUUUCUAUUGAUCUUAUACUUGAAGAUGCUUUGGAUGGAGGGCAAGUAGCAGCUUUUAGUGCUAUUGAAAUUAUCACUGGUUUGGUAAAGAUUUUACACAGUGUUAAUGGCUCUAUGUGGCAGAAUACAUUUUUGGGUUUAUGGUCUGCAGCGCUGCGGUUGGUUCAAAGGGAAAGAGAUUCAAAACCAGGCCCUAUACCUCGUCUUGAUACUUGCAUGUGUUUGUUAUUGAGCAUUACAACACAUGUGGUCGCAAAUAUUAUUGAAGAAGAAGAAAGUGAAUUGAUUGAAGAAGCUGAACGUGUCCCUACAAAUCAAGGAAAAAUUGAACAGAUUCGGGGGAAGCGUCGCGGGGAAUUGAUUGCUAGUUUACAGUUAUUGGGUAAUUCUCAGUAUUUGCUUACUCCACCUCAAACUGUUCUCAUGGAAGCCAAUCAAGCUGCUGUAAAGGCUACUAAGUUUGUAUCACAAAACCCUGUGGGUACUGGGCACUUAGAAUCAUUGACCAUGGAUGACUUGCCUACGAACUGUUCUGGAAACUUACUGCAUCUAAUUGUUGAGGCCUGUAUUGCAAGAAAUAUACUCGACACAUCAGCAUAUUAUUGGCCUGGCUAUGUGAAUCCCCGCAGCAAUCAAAUUCCUUCUAGCAUUUCUAACCAUGUGGAUGGCUGGUCUUCAUUGAUGAAGGGAUCAAAGUUAACUCCUGGAUUAGUUGAUGUCUUAACAGAAACUCCUGCUUCCAGGUAG
Messenger RNA from Lathyrus sativus (Indian pea), 1311 nucleotides. Lineage: Eukaryota; Viridiplantae; Streptophyta; Magnoliopsida; Fabales; Fabaceae. The record is from the annotation of a GenBank genome assembly.